Akanthomyces muscarius is the source of this 1485-nucleotide messenger RNA. RefSeq lists its product as uncharacterized. Gene Ontology annotation, molecular function: oxidoreductase activity. The record is from RefSeq and is a predicted model, not a curated record. Gene Ontology annotation, cellular component: cytoplasm. Bases 1 to 1485 code for a protein of 494 amino acids. The transcript is spliced from 2 exons. Lineage: Eukaryota; Fungi; Ascomycota; Sordariomycetes; Hypocreales; Cordycipitaceae.
AUGGCAGCCCCAAUCUCUGCCAACCUCAUGGAGGAGCUGUAUGCUCAGGCACUUGCCGAUCCCCAGCUUCCCCGUGCCAAUCCCACAACGGCGUUCUGGCAGCUCCCUCCGCACCCGUCAAUGUCCGAGACGCAGUCUGCUCAACUGCCCAAGACAACCGAUUACGCCAUCAUCGGCUCCGGCGUCACAGGAUGCAGCAUGGCCAAGACGCUUCUUGACAGCACGCCUUCUGCUGCAUCCACAGUGACUGUCUUUGAGGCGCGAAAGCUGACCAGCGGAGCCACUGGUCGAAAUGGAGGCCUUCUCACAAAUUUUGUCCCUGGUCACUUCAAGCAUCUCGUUGAUGAAUUCGGUCAGGAACAGGCUGUAAAGAUUGCACGAUUUGCAAACAGAACACUUGAGAGGAUGCACUCGCUGGCGAACUCGUCUGACGAGUUCAGAGAGGCGAGUGUCGUGCGAAGAACCUUGGAUGUCAUUGCCUUUGAUGACGAUCAGUCAUUCAACGAUGAGAAGGAGGGAUUCAAGCUGUAUGAGCAGUACGUCACAGAGGAGGCCGGAAAGACUCAAAUAUUGACUGCUGAAGAGCUCGCGGAAAAGUACAACUUCAAAGCAAAAUCGGGGGCCAUUCUCUUUCCAAAUGGCGCUUUUUGGCCGUACCGAUUGAUAACCAGAAUUUGGGCCCAGCUCAAAGAGCAAUAUACAUCCCGGCUCUCCAUUGAGACCAACACCCCAGUGACAGAGAUUACGUAUGACCCAAGCAACACCACACAUCCGUACGUCUUGACGACGGCUCGCGGUGCCGUUCGUGCAGCCAAAAUUCUUCAUGCUACAAACGGUUAUUCCGGCCACCUCUUGCCUGGCCUUCGCGGAAAGAUCUAUCCGCUUCGCGGUACCAUGUCGACACAAAAGCCACCCUCAGCAUUCGGAAAUCACGGACGUGAAAUCACUUGGAGCAGGGUUGGCGGCGGCGACUUCGACCCCGAAACCAAAGUGAUUGAGCUCGGUCUGUACUACUCCAACCAGAACCCAAACUCUGGUGAUGUGUUUAUUGGCGGUGAGAAGGCCAAGAUCAAUGAGAUUUUCGUCAGCGACGACUCAGUCGUGGGUGCGCCGUGUGAGGAAAACCUCGCGACCAAGUUGCCCAAGUGCUACACCAAGGGCUGGGAGGAUACCAGCGAGCAUGAAGUGCGAAAGAUUUGGUCCGGCAUCAUGGGCUUCACCGGCGACCGGCUGCCACUAAUAGGAAAACUGCCAAUCAGUGCGACAAAUCGCGGAGGGGACGGUGGCGAGUGGAUUGCAGCUGGCUUCAAUGGCUACGGCAUGCCUCUCUGCUGGUCGAGCGGAGAAGCCGUUGCCAAGAUGAUUCUGGGACAAGGCGUCGGCGACUUUCUGCCGGAGUCGUUUGUUCUUACUGAAGAGCGCUUGCAGAAGGAAUCAAUGUCGUUUGCGACGGCGAUCAACGGUCUUCUUACCGGCUACGUUUAG